AUGGCAAUGCGCACGCAGCAACUCCGCAAUUUUCCCUCGGGGCUAUUCCAAACAGUUAGCCUCUCAAAGCAAUCUUUUCGACCAUUCCACGGAAAGACCGCACGUUCAGUGCCUUCACCGACCCCCUUUGUCCCUGAUGUCCAGACUUUCCUCACGUUGAUCGGCCGGGAAAUGUCGAAGCAUUCGAGCAAGAUUCCCUCCUGGGACCAACUUUUCACCUUCAACUCCAACCAACUCCGAGAACUUGGCAUUGAGCCUGCCCGCCAGCGACGGUACUUGAUCCGGAAGCGCGAAAAGUUCCGCAAUGGGGUGUAUGGACCAGGAGGCGACCUGGAACAAGUUGUGGAUGGCGUCGCCCAGUUGCGAGUAGUGGAAAUCCCGGAUGAGACCAAGCAGCCCUCAGCAAACACAAACGAUGCCCAGCAGGUUUCGUCCUCUGCUACUCUGACACCUGGCAUGAAAAAGACUAUUGUGAACAUGCUCCCCGGUGUCACCGAAUACAAGCACAGCCCCGCCGCCCAACUCAAAAAAUUCGCCCACAUGAAAAUCCACAGAGGCUCUAAGAUCAUGGGGCCUUUCCUUCAGCCGGUCAAGGGGAGUCACGGAAGCGCCGCAACGAUCACAGUGCAGGAGGGUAUGUGGGAAGACAAGCGAGGACAGAAGGUGGAUGGUGGUGAGCGACGCCGCGUUGAGGUUCGGGCAAAGAGGCGACUCGAGGAAAGGCGGAAAGCGUAA
This is a messenger RNA of Penicillium odoratum, 735 nucleotides long. RefSeq names its product mitochondrial 37S ribosomal protein mS41. The coding region runs from base 1 to 735 and encodes 244 amino acids. Gene Ontology annotation, cellular component: mitochondrion. The record is from RefSeq and is a predicted model, not a curated record. The transcript has a single exon. Lineage: Eukaryota; Fungi; Ascomycota; Eurotiomycetes; Eurotiales; Aspergillaceae.